Molecule: messenger RNA, 846 nt
Organism: Jatropha curcas
Lineage: Eukaryota; Viridiplantae; Streptophyta; Magnoliopsida; Malpighiales; Euphorbiaceae
Product: CURVATURE THYLAKOID protein
Cellular component (GO): thylakoid; chloroplast thylakoid membrane
Source: RefSeq, a predicted model, not a curated record
GUUUUAAUGAGAGGAAAUGUUUUUCGUCCUUUGUAGAGGGCCGGACUUGUCGUCGAGAAAUACGGUCACUUCACUUGUUACUUUCUAUACACCCAGCCACACUUGAAAAAUCCUAUUCUGAGGUUAGUAGUCGCUCUCGCACCAUCCUGGCCAGAGAGACCGAACAUUUCUGUGGUGUUCAUAUCUCAGUCGCUCCCUCUCUUUGUCUCCGCAAUCAAAGAGGUGGAGAUGGCUUCCAUUGUUGCAAACUUACCGCCUACAGUCUUGGUGAUCCCAAGUAGAAGCACCCUUUUUAGUACUCGUCAAAAGCUUCGCGUUUCUCCCAUUAGAGAGAGACAAAGUUGUGCAGCUGUUGUUGUGAAGGCUGCUGGAGAAAGCUCUGAGUCAUCUACCUCCCUCAGCAUUGUUAAGUCUGUACAGAAUGUUUGGGAUAAACCUGAAGAUCGGGUGGCUCUUAUUGGUUUGGGGUUUGCAGCUAUAGUAGGUCUAUGGGCAUCAGCAAAUCUUGUAUCGGCUGUUGACAAGUUGCCGGUCAUCCCAAGUGCAUUAGAACUAAUUGGCAUCCUGUACUCUUCGUGGUUUGUAUACCGGUACCUCCUAUUCAAACCCGACCGGGAAGAGUUAGUCCAGAUCAUCAACAAAACAAUAUCUGAUGUAUUGGGCCAGUGAAUAAUGCUUCCUAAUGCAGUCUGUAGUGUAAUUUCAGAUCAUGGAUCUUUUCUAUGUUAAUGCGUCAGAUGCAUCUGUAUUAGUAUAUAGAAGCUAUGAACAUUUGAUUUAAGUAUUUUAAUUGGUGGAUACAAGUUUUUGAUAAAUCAAAUGAAAUCCCAAGUUCCUUUUUUUUUU